AUGUCAGAUCUGGUCUCAAUUUUCCUCCAGCUCCUUCUCUUCAAGUUGGUUGCCCCGGUGACCUUUCGCCACCACCGCUAUGAUGACCUCGUGCGGACUCUGUACAAGGUGCACAAUGAAUGCCCCCAUGUCACGCGGGUUUACAGCAUUGGGCGCAGUGUGAAGGGGAGACACCUCUACGUGCUGGAAUUCAGCGACUACCCUGGAAUCCACGAGCCCUUGGAACCGGAAGUCAAGUAUGUGGGGAAUAUGCACGGCAACGAGGUGCUGGGCCGCGAGCUGCUGCUGCAGCUGUCGGAGUUUCUGUGCGAGGAGUUCCGCAACAGGAACCAGCGCAUUGUCCGGCUGGUGGAGGGCACGCGCAUUCACAUCCUGCCGUCCAUGAACCCCGACGGCUACGAGGUGGCCGCCGCCGCCCAGGACAGGGACACUUCUGGGUAUCUGGCUGGCAGGAACAAUGCAAACGGAGUGGACCUGAACCGCAACUUCCCUGAUCUCAAUACCUACAUCUACUACAAUGAGAAGAAUGGAGGCCCCAACCACCACUUGCCCCUUCCAGACAACUGGAAAAAUCAGGUGGAACCCGAGACCCAGGCAGUGAUCCAGUGGAUCCGCUCCUUCAACUUUGUCCUUUCGGCCAAUCUCCAUGGAGGGGCAGUGGUGGCCAAUUACCCAUAUGACAAGUCCCUUGAGCACCGGGUCCGAGGUUUCCGCCGCACUGCCAAUACCCCCACGCCUGAUGACACACUUUUCCAGAAGCUGGCCAAGGUCUACUCCUAUGCACAUGGAUGGAUGCACCAAGGUUGGAACUGUGGGGAUUACUUCCCAGAUGGCAUCACCAACGGGGCUUCCUGGUAUUCUCUCAGCAAGGGAAUGCAAGACUUUAAUUACCUCCAUACCAACUGUUUUGAGAUCACGCUGGAACUGAGUUGUGACAAGUUUCCGCGGCAAGAGGAAUUACAGCGCGAGUGGCUGGGUAAUCGGGAAGCCCUAAUUCAAUUCUUGGAACAGGUACACCAAGGCAUCAAGGGAAUGGUGCGGGAUGAGAAUUAUAAUAAUCUUGCGGACGCUGUCAUUUCUGUCAGUGGGAUUAACCAUGAUGUCACUUCAGGUGACCAUGGAGAUUACUUCCGGCUGCUGCUUCCAGGUACCUACUCUGUCACUGCCACAGCGCCCAGGUUUGACCCAGAGACAGUGAGUGUGACCGUGGGUCCUGGGGAGCCCAAACUGGUUAAUUUCCAACUCAAGAGAAGCACCCCUCCAGCAGCCCCUAAGAGGAGAGGCCCCAACUCAGGGCAUAGAGGCAGAGUCUUACCAAAGAAAGUAAACCCCCGGGCAGCUAGGAAAAAAGAAAUGAUGAUGAAACAGUCCCAGAGAGUCCCUGCCUGAAAUCCACAGUCCCCGGGGCAACACUUUAGAAACGCUUUGUUCCCGCUCUCACACCACAUGAAGCAUUCUUUCUAUUUUAUUAUCUGAGACAUAUUUAAAUAUAAACAUAUUCAGAACAA
Kogia breviceps (pygmy sperm whale) is the source of this 1508-nucleotide messenger RNA. RefSeq names its product carboxypeptidase N subunit 1 (gene CPN1). Gene Ontology annotation, biological process: protein processing; peptide metabolic process. NCBI's taxonomy places the organism in Eukaryota, Metazoa, Chordata, Mammalia, Artiodactyla, Physeteridae. The record is from RefSeq and is a predicted model, not a curated record. Gene Ontology annotation, molecular function: zinc ion binding; metallocarboxypeptidase activity.